ACAACGUAAGGGAUAAUGAAUAAUAAAAGUUUAUAGCAUGAGCAUUAUCAGUUAUAUUUAUUCAAGUAGGGAUUUGCAAGAAUGAUAAACAAAAUAUAGUUUAAAGGAUCAGUAAUAAUAAGACUUUUACACGACAAACAAAACGGGAUUGAUUUAUAAAGGUAUCGAGCCAGCAAGAAGAACUAUGGGAAUAGUAGCUUUAAAUUACAGAAGUAACUUAACACAAUAUCCAACACUAGUUUCUUGCUGAUGCUAAUAAUGCAGCAGCUGCGUUAUUGCGUGAGCCGAGGAUGGGCAUGGAACCGACUGUACUCCUCACAGGCUAAAGGAGAUAUUUAUGAUGUAGUUGUCAUUGGAGGCGGGCAUGCCGGUACAGAGGCGUGUGCAGCUGCUGCCCGCAUGGGCGCUCGCACAUUGUUGCUUACCCAUAAACUGGACACAAUUGGUGAGAUGUCGUGCAAUCCGUCUUUCGGUGGCAUUGGAAAGGGGCAUCUUAUGCGUGAAGUGGACGCCCUAGACGGUGUUUGUGCCCGUUGCUGUGAUGUUUCAGGUGUGCACUACAAAGUGCUAAAUAAGCGCCGCGGACCGGCAGUGUGGGGACCAAGAGCACAGAUUGACCGCCAGCUAUACAAGCGGGCGGUGCAGCAGGAGUUGUUUAACACCCCAAACCUGCAGAUCCGUGCAGCGGCCGUGGAUAAUCUUCAAAUCGAUGCGGAUGAAUCCGCCAACGGUGGCGCGCGCUGUAAUGGAGUACUUUUAAACAACGGAGAGCUGGUUCAGAGUCGAUCGGUGGUGCUCACAACAGGUACUUUUCUGCGCGCACACAUUAACAUCGGGCUAGAAGUAAAAGAGGCAGGUCGCAUUGGGGAUAAGCCCGCCAAGGCGCUCGGCGAGGCUCUGAACAGACUGGGCUUUCGCAUGGGUCGCCUGAAGACUGGAACACCGCCGCGUAUUGCUAAGAAUAGCGUGGACUUUUCCAAAUUAGAGAAGCACGAUGCCGACGAUCCGCCAACGCCGUUCUCGUUUCUAAAUAAGAAUGUUUGGCUGUCCGCCUCGGAACAGCUACCUUGUUAUCUGACUUACACGACGCCACGUGUCAAUGACAUUGUGCGUGAUAAUCUGCACGUCAAUCGGCAUGUCACAGAGGAGGUUACGGGACCGCGCUAUUGUCCUUCGAUUGAGUCGAAGGUGUUGCGAUUCGGAGCCAGGGUUCACCAGGUUUGGCUAGAACCAGAGGGUUUUGACAGCCCGCUAUGUUAUCCGCAGGGUAUAUCGUGCACCCUGCCGCACGCUCAGCAGGUCGAACUGGUGCAUGCCAUUAAAGGCCUGGAGCAAGCUGAGGUGGUACAGCCGGGUUACGGCGUAGAGUACGAUUUCAUUGAUCCUCGCGAGCUAUAUCCGACGCUGGAAACGAAGCGCGUGUCGGGCCUUUUCUUCGCCGGUCAGUUGAAUGGCACCACAGGUUACGAAGAGGCUGCAGCCCAGGGAAUCAUAGCAGGUGCGAAUGCUGCGGGUAAAACUCUGCACCAGGAUGGCCGCCAGCUAAACAUUAGCCGUACUGAAGGCUACAUUGGCGUACUAAUCGACGACCUCACCUCACUGGGCACCAACGAACCGUAUCGCAUGUUCACCAGUCGAGCCGAGUUCCGACUAUCUCUGCGGCCAGAUAACGCCGACAUGCGUCUAACGCAGAAGGGCUACCAAUUUGGACUGGUCAGUGAGCAGCGCUACCGGCACUUUCAGCAGACGGAGCACAAGCUUAAGACCGGCAUAGAGGCCCUGAGGGGCUUGCAGAAGCACAGCAAUUUCUGGCGACAAGCACUGGGCCUGCCACAAGCCAAGGCUUCUAUACAGAAGUCUGCAUUCGACAUGCUUGCCGUGCCAGCGGACAACAUAACGGUUAACCAGCUUAUAGAUCUGUGUCCAAGCGAGCUAAGCUGGCUACGGGACGACAACGACUUGGCUACAAGACUGAAGAUAGAAGCACUCUAUUCGUUCUUUGUGGAUGAACAACAGCGUGACGUGGAUGAUGUACGACGGGAGGAGAGCUUGUGCAUUCCCGCCGACAUCGACUAUUUCUCCAAAUCUCUGAGCUUGUCCAAUGAGGAGCGACAAAAACUGACCCUUAUACAGCCACAAACGAUUGCCGCAGCCAGCCGCAUCCAGGGAGUAACGCCGUCGACAAUCCUGCGAAUAUUAAAGUACGUGAAGAAGGCGGAUAUCUUACGCGCAUCACAUCAUAGUUCAUAAGGCAAUCCCUAUUAUGGGCACUCGUUUUUAAGUUUGAUAAAUGUUGUUAUUAUAUUUGGAAUACUUUUUCGAAUAUAGGUACCUUUACCAAAGUUGAAACUAA
Drosophila montana is the source of this 2353-nucleotide messenger RNA. Its product is annotated as protein MTO1 homolog, mitochondrial. Gene Ontology annotation, molecular function: flavin adenine dinucleotide binding. The record is from RefSeq and is a predicted model, not a curated record. Gene Ontology annotation, biological process: tRNA methylation; mitochondrial tRNA wobble uridine modification. NCBI's taxonomy places the organism in Eukaryota, Metazoa, Arthropoda, Insecta, Diptera, Drosophilidae. Gene Ontology annotation, cellular component: mitochondrion; cytosol. Bases 250 to 2250 code for a protein of 666 amino acids. The transcript has a single exon.